CCGACACGCCUCUGCAGAACAUCAAUUGCUCCCGUCGUCCGCUUGCGCGUAAUGAGCACCUCCGAGACCCCCGCAAAGAAGCUCAAGAUGGCUGGGCCUUUGAUCGGAACGCAUAACGGCCACUUCCACGCCGACGAAGCUCUCGCCGUCUACCUGCUCCGCCUGCUCCCCACCUACGCCUCCUCCCCCCUCGUCCGCACCCGCGACCCCUCGGUUCUCUCCACCUGCCACACCGUCGUCGAUGUCGGCGGCGUCUAUGAUGCCUCCACCAACCGCUACGACCACCAUCAGCGCGAGUUCUCUGCCGUCUACCCCGGCCACAACACCAAGCUCUCCUCCGCGGGGCUCGUCUACCUCCACUUCGGCAAAGACAUCAUCGCACAGCACACCGGCCUGGACGUCGCAUCCGAAGAUGUCACCAUCCUAUGGGAGAAACUCUACACCGACCUCAUCGAGUCCUUCGACGCCAACGACAACGGCAUCGACCAAUACAACAGCUCAGCUAUCGCAAAAGCAGGCAUAGAGAAGAACUUCGAAGAGCGCGGUUUCAGCAUCGCAAGCGUGGUCGGCCGGUACAACCGCGCGCCGCUGCCGACCUCGUUCUCGGACACCGCGCCGCAAGCCGAAGAAGACGCGCGGUUCGCUCGAGCAUCGGAGUUCACAGGCGAGCAGUUCAUCCUCGACCUCUCGGAUGCGUACAAGUCCUGGCUCCCCGCCCGCGCCACCGUGACACAGGCCUACAACGACCGCCUGCAGUACGACCCCCACGGCCGGAUCAUGGUUAUUCCUUACAAGAAGGAAGGUGUUCCGUGGUCGGACCAUUUGUACGGGCUCGAGAAGCGCACGGAGCAGAAGCCGGGUGUCCAGGCGCAGGUGCUGUAUGUGCUGUUCCCUGAAAACGGGGAUGCGGACAGCAAGUGGCGGAUCCGCGCUGUGUCGAAGGAGGGGAGCGGGUUUGAGAACCGGAAAGAUCUACCCGAUGCGUGGAAGGGAGUGCGGGAUGAGAAGCUGGACGAAGUGAGUGGGAUCCCUGGGUGCGUGUUCGUGCAUGCGGCUGGGUUCAUUGGAGGGAACAAGACGUUCGAGGGAGCGUUGAAGAUGGCGGCUGUGGCGGCGGAUGCGUGAGAAAGGGUAGGCAUUGGGUAUGGUGGGUAGGGAGGCGUCGAGGCGUUGGAUACCACGGAAUGGAUGGUUAGAUCUCCCAAAAGGUAGAUAUCACGGACUUCAAAAGUUAUUUUGGCAUAUCAGAAAAUCCAUUGAUGGGAGCCUUGUCUCCUCUGCAAAUCCCGAUCUCCUAGCUGGUUCAUGAGCUUCGUCAAUAAUAUGUCAAAAUCGAGUCAAAAUCACGCGGACUGGCUCCCGUUUAUACAUCUUGCAUCCUCA
Molecule: messenger RNA, 1383 nt
Organism: Mytilinidion resinicola
Lineage: Eukaryota; Fungi; Ascomycota; Dothideomycetes; Mytilinidiales; Mytilinidiaceae
Product: metal-dependent protein hydrolase
Exons: 2
Coding region: 52-1125 (357 amino acids)
Cellular component (GO): nucleus; cytoplasm
Source: RefSeq, a predicted model, not a curated record